Molecule: messenger RNA, 2142 nt
Organism: Pygocentrus nattereri (red-bellied piranha)
Lineage: Eukaryota; Metazoa; Chordata; Actinopteri; Characiformes; Serrasalmidae
Gene: npr3
Product: natriuretic peptide receptor 3
Exons: 8
Coding region: 417-1931 (504 amino acids)
Biological process (GO): regulation of blood pressure; vasodilation
Cellular component (GO): membrane
Molecular function (GO): natriuretic peptide receptor activity; peptide hormone binding
Source: RefSeq, a predicted model, not a curated record
CGCGUGUGGCAACCGAGCCGCACAGUUCAGCUCAGCUCAGCUCAGCUCAGCGCAGCGCAGCGCAGCAGCAGCAGCAGCAGCAGCAGCGCACUCUGACAGGAGGGCACCGCGCAGAGAAGUGGAGCCGGGGGAGCUGGAGGGGAAACAGAAGACUAACAGGUGAUGAAGAGGAGCUGUUGGGGAGAAAGAGGGAGCAACACGCCAUUCAUUCGAAAAGAGUGAGAGUAAGUUACGGAGAGGCUGUAACCUGCCAGCUAACCUGCCUGCACUGCUCUCUCCUCUGGAGUGAGAGAAGUUAACUGGGUUUGAGGGAGAAUCAGUGGAAAGAGGGGAAAGCCGAGGCGACCUGGUUCAGCGGUUCGUUGAGAGAAGAGAGGGAGAGACCGUGUCUGUGAGGAGGACCGGAGAAGCUGAACAUGCCGUGUUUCGCGCCUCUCUGCGUCUCCGCGUGGCUGCUGCUGCUCGCGCUCCCCGCCAGGACGAGCGCGCUGAACGAGAGCGUGGACGUGCUCGUGCUGCUGCCUCACAACGACUCGUACAUCUUCUCCGUCUCCAGAGUGUCUCCGGCGCUCGAGUACGCGCGGCGGCGGCUCUCCGCGGGGCCCUUCGCCGGCGUCAACUUCACCCUCCACUACAUGAACUCCAACUGCGGGAUGGAGGCGCUGUUCGCGCUCGUGGACGUCCCGUUGGACAAGCGGCCCGAGCUGAUCAUGGGUCCCGUGUGCGAGUACGCGGCCGCGCCGGUGGUGCGCGUGGCCUCGCACUGGAACAUCCCGGUGAUCUCGGCGGGCGCGCUGGCGUCCGGCUUCAGCAACAAGCAGCCUGAGUACGCGCUGCUCACGCGCAUCGCGCCCAGCUACCUGAAGAUGGCGGAGACGUUCGCCGCGAUGUUCGCGCACUUCGGCUGGAUGGACGCGCACCUGAUCUACCACGACGACAAGGAGGAGAGGAACUGCUACUUCACCAUGGAGGGGGUCCACAUCCUGCUGGACGGCCACUACGACAACGUCGCCUUCGCCGUGGACCCCAAAGACUCGGCGGCGCACUUCGACGAGAUCUUCAAGAUCAUGCACAGCUACCAAGUGGUGAUCAUGUGCCUCCACGCAGAUGUCGUACGAGAUGUCAUGUUAAAGGCCCAUCGGCGAGGUUUAACCAACAGCAGCAGACUCUUUUUCAACAUUGAGCUAUUCAACUCCUCAUCCUAUGGGGACGGAUCUUGGAGGAGAGGAGACAAGUAUGACGAUGAGGCCAAGGCAGCCUAUGCUUUUCUGAACACAGUGACACUAAUGAGGUCUACCAAGCCUGAGUUUGUGGAUUUCUCUUUAGAGAUGAGAAAGUCCCAACAGAAGACAGGUGUGGAUAAUUGUGAAGGCUGCAAUGAUAUCAACAUGUUUAUGGAAGGAUUCCAUGAUGCUUUACUGCUGUAUGCGCUGGCCUUAGACGAAGCAAUCAAAAGCGGUCACUCUAAGAAGAAUGGGAAGGAGAUCUCUCAUAGAAUGUGGAACAGAACAUUUGAAGGCAUUGCUGGCCAGGUGUCUAUGGAUGCCAAUGGUGACAGAAAUGGAGAUUUCUCUGUGAUGAGCAUGACAAAUAAGGAAACUGGAACCUAUGAGACUGUCCUGAACUACUUUGGCACUAAUGGAAGUUUCCAGAUCAUGCCAGGCUUCAACAGUGAACGGUUCAUUCUGCGAGGUGCACCCAAGCCUCCAACCCCAGAACCCACAGACAAAUCAUCAGGUGGACUAGGUUUAUCAGCAGCGACUGGGAUCAUAGUUGGAGGACUUCUUGGAACAGCACUACUUUUGGGAUUCUACUUUUUUAGAAAGAAUUACAGGAUAACCGUUGAAAGGAGGACACGACGGGAACUGUGUGACGGAAAGCAUCGUCAGUUACGAGAGGACUCCAUCAGGUCCAACUUCUCAGCAGCGUAGGGUUUGCCAGACAGACCAACAGACGCAAGUGGCAGUGCAGGUCUAGGGAAGCGGUGUGUCAGAUGGGUCCAAAGACUCAAACACCAUCCCAGGAGUCCUGAAAUAUUUAAAAGACAUACUGUAGUGUUUUUAUCUUGUAAAUGUUUCUUGUUCUUGACUUUCGUAAACUCAGGAAAGUUGUAUUAAUUAAGGAGAGCUGCUUCUAAGGCUU